Messenger RNA from Staurois parvus, 4600 nucleotides. The record is from the annotation of a GenBank genome assembly. Lineage: Eukaryota; Metazoa; Chordata; Amphibia; Anura; Ranidae.
AUGUCUUGUUACUUUCUUCAGGUGGUGGCAUAUCACUACUGCCAGGCUGAUAAUGCAUAUACCUGCCUAGUGCCUGAGUUUGUUCACAAUGUGGCUGCCUUGCUCUGCCGUGCCCCUCAGCUUGUAGCUUACCGGGAACAGCUCCUACGAGAACCACACUUACAAAGCCUACUAAGCUUACGCUCCUGCGUGCAGGACCCUGCUGCCUCGUUUCGUAGGGGUGUUCUGGAGCCCCUGGAAAACCUGUACAAAGAGAGGAAGAUCCCCGAUGAAGAUUAUAUAAUUCUGAUAGAUGGACUGAAUGAAGCGGAGUUCCACAAGCCAGAUUAUGGAGACACAAUUGUGUCUUUUUUGAGCAAGAUGAUAGGAAAGUUCCCCCAUUGGCUGAAACUCAUUGUGACUGUGAGGACAACCCUGCAGGAGAUUACCAAGAUGCUUCCCUUCCACCGUAUAUUCUUGGACCGACUGGAAGAAAAUGAGGCCAUAGAUCAGGAUUUACAGGCCUAUAUACUGCAGCGUAUUCACAGCAGUUCAGAAAUCCAGAACAACAUCUCCCUCAAUGGAAAGAUGGACAAUACCACAUUUGGAAAGCUCAGUUCCCACCUAAAGACUUUGAGCCAGGGUUCUUAUCUGUACCUGAAGCUUACAUUUGACCUUAUAGAGAAGGGCUACCUAGUACUCAAGAGCUCCAGCUACAAGGUGGUUCCUGUGUCUCUGUCUGAGGUCUAUCUUUUACAAUGUAACAUGAGGUUCCCAACUCAGUCCUCUUUUGAAAGGGCUCUCCCUCUUCUUAAUGUUGCUGUAGCUUCCCUCCAUCCCUUGACUGAUGAGCACAUCUUCCAGGCCAUUAAUGCAGGCAGUGUGGAUGGAGGAUUGGAGUGGGAGGACUUUCAACAACGUAUGGAGAACCUUUCUAUGUUCCUCAUUAAAAGAAGGGACCUGACAAGAAUGUUUGUUCAUCCUUCCUUCAGGGAAUGGCUAAUUUGGAGAGAGGAUGGAGAAAAAACCAAGUUUCUGUGUGACCCACGGAGUGGACAUAUCCUGCUGGCUUUCUGGUUCUCUCGUCAGGAAGGGAAGCUGAACAGGCAGCAGACAAUAGAGCUUGGGCACCACAUACUGAAAGCACAUAUCUUCAAGGGUCUCAGCAAGAAAGUUGGUGUUUCUUCAUCUAUCCUGCAAGCCCUGUGGAUAUCAUACAGCACAGAUGGCCUCUCCAUGGCCCUUGCAUCUCUCAGAAAUCUCUACACUCCCAACAUCAAGGUGAGCCGUCUCCUGAUCAUGGGUGGAGCGAAUGUUAAUUAUCGCACAGAGGUGCUGAACAAUGCGCCCAUCCUGUGUGUUCAGGCCCAUCUAGGAUACACGGAAAUGGUGGCUCUGCUGCUUGAGUUCUCUGUCAAUGUGGAUGCCAGUUCGGAGAGCGGAAUGACCCCUCUAGCAUAUGCUGCUGCUUCAGGUCACCUGACUAUCGUCAUGCUUCUGUGUAAGAGGAAAGCUAAGGUGGAUCUCUUGGACAAGAACGGGCAGUGUGCACUGGUCCAUGCUGCUCUACGGGGUCACCUGGAGGUAGUGAAAUACCUCAUCCAGUGUGACUGGACUAUGGCUGGACAGCAGUCGGGAGUCUUAAAGAAGAGCCAAGCCAUCCAGCAAGCAUUGAUUGCAGCCGCCAGCAUGGGAUACUCUGAGCUGGACUUACCAGAAAAGGAUGAAGAAGAGGAGCAGAGAGCUCAGAUCAACAGCUUUGAUAGUCUGUGGGGAGAGACAGCUCUUACAGCUGGUGCAGGCCGUGGAAAGCUUGAGGUUUGCCGCCUAUUGUUAGAACAAGGGGCUGCCGUAUCCCAGCCUAACCGGAGGGGAGUUGUUCCCAUAUUUAGUGCUGUCCGACAGGGACAUUGGCAGAUUGUUGAUUUGCUGCUUACACAUGGUGCAGAUGUUAACAUGGCAGACAAGCAAGGUCGUACCCCAUUAAUGACUGCGGCUUCAGAAGGACAUGUAGCCACUGUGGAGUUUCUGCUGGCACAAGGAGCUUCCAUAGGCCUCAUGGAUAAGGAGGGUCUGACCGCUUUAAGCUGGGCCUGCCUGAAGGGACACCUUCCUGUGGUGAGAUCAUUGGUGGAAAGUGGAGCAGCCACUGACCACGCUGAUAAGAAUGGACGUACUCCCUUGGAUCUCGCAGCCUUCUAUGGGGAUGCUGAAGUGGUCCAGUUUCUGGUGGACCAUGGAGCAAUGAUCGAGCACGUGGAUUACAGUGGAAUGCGCCCACUGGACAGAGCUGUAGGCUGCAGGAACACUUCAGUUGUGGUGGCUCUCCUAAAGAAAGGGGCCAAGAUAGGUCCAGCCACCUGGGCCAUGGCAACGUCCAAGCCAGACAUCAUGAUCAUUCUGCUGAGUAAACUGAUGGAAGAGGGAGACAUGUUCUACAAGAAAGGGAAAGUAAAAGAAGCGGCACAAAGAUACCAGUACGCUAUGAAGAAGUUUCCUCGUGAGGGAUUUGGAGAGGAUCUGAAGACUUUUCGAGAACUCAAGGUGUCACUUCUCCUCAAUUUGUCCCGUUGCCGGCGGAAGAUGAAUGACUUUGGAAUGGCAGAGGAGUUUGCAACUAAGGCUCUGGAGUUGAAACCCAAAUCAUAUGAAGCUUUUUAUGCCCGAGCUAGAGCCAAGAGGAGCAGUAGACAAUUUACAGCAGCUUUGGAAGAUCUCAAUGAGGCUAUUCAGCUUUGCCCUACCAACCGUGAGAUCCAGCGGCUCCUAGUGAGGGUAGAGGAAGAAUGUAGGCAGUUGCAGCAAGAAGAGGAGGUUCAGGAAUUACAAGAUGAACCAGAACCUGAAGUUCCAAAUGAGGAUGUUGACUCCACCCAGGAAGACAUGUACGAAGAAGAAUAUCUGGAACAAGACAUGGAUGCUGUUGGAUUACAGUCUGAAGGAAGGCAGUGUCAGGGCCUUCCAGGAUUGCAGAGCCCACCUCAGUCUCCUGCACAUCGGGACUCUGCCUAUAUGUCAGGAUCACACCAAGUAUUUGACUUCAGAUCAAACAGCUCAGUGGGCUCACCUACACGACAAGGUUAUCAGUCUACUUCCCCGUCCCUGUCUCCAACACAUCAGAACUCUCACUAUCGUCCCAGUCCUCCACAGACAUCACCUGCACACCAGAGCUCUUCCUAUCGCUUUAGUCCACCUCCAGUGGGCGGUCAGGUAAUAGACUAUCCGAGCCCUCCUCCUUCACCAUUACGAAGAGCACCGCAAUACAGAGCUAGUCCACCAAGUGAAACUAUUGGCAUGUAUAGGCAACAGUCUGGUUCUCCAGUAAGAUAUCAGCAAGAGCCAUGUGUAAGCCAGCAUCCAGGAAGACCCAAGUCUCCUUUGUCCAAGAUAUCACAGCGAUCGUUCCAAAUGUCACAGCUUCCCACAGCCGUUCCGCAACCUGCACACAGAUUACAGCCAGCCAAGGCACAAAUUGUACGCAGCAACCAGCCCAGCUCUUCUGUACACUCCAGCGCUGUGAUUCCUGGGGGAACAUAUGGACAGGUGGCGCACGGUAUGGCAAGUAAAUACCAAACAUCAUCUGGAGAAAUAAGUCAAAGCCGUCUAGUAUACCAAGCUUCCCUUGGUGGUCUCAUAGCCGAUGGACGCCCCGUGCAGCAUGUGCAAGCCAGUUUAAGUGCAGGGGCCAUUUGUCAACAUGGUGGCAUUGCCAAGGAAGAUAUCCCCCAAAGGCCAACCUCUGCCUAUAGGGGUGGUAUGAGGUAUAACCAGACCCCACAGAUAGGGCGCAGCCAAUCUGCAUCAUAUUAUCCUGUAUGCCACUCCAAGCUGGAUCUUGAACGAUCUUCUCUACCUUCCAGCCAGCUAGGUUCUCCCGAUGUUUCUCACCUAAUAAGACGGCCAGUGAGCAUUAAUCCUAGUGAAAUAAAGCCUCACCCUCCCACUCCAAGGCCCCUGUUGCACUCGCAGAGCGUAGGGCUUCGCUUUUCCCCAUCCAGCAACAGCAUUUCAUCCUCUUCCAGCCUGUCUGCUACUUUCCGACCGUCUGCUUCUAUACAACAAAUGGAGAUUCCUCUCAAACCAGCUUAUGAGAGACUUUGUGAUGAACUGUCUCCCGUGUCCCCACCCCAGGGAAGUUACCCCGGUGAACCCACGCGCUCUAGGACCACCCCCUUCAUGGGGAUAAUUUGACAAGACUGCACGGACUCAGCAGUAUCCCCAUCCCCAUCAUCAUCAGCAAAGCCGGACAUGGGCUGUUUCUUCUGUUGACACUGUCCUCAGUCCCACAUCUCCCGGCAUCUUGCCCCAGACAGAAUCUUUCAGCCCCCCCUCUUCUAUCAGUAACAUCGCCUUUUAUAACAAAACCAACAAUGCACAGAACGGACAUCUCCUUGAAGACGACUACUAUGGCCCGCAUGGUGUGCUGGCCAAUGGCUCUCGAGGGGACAUUUUGGAGAGAGUCACACAGGCCUCCUCCUACCCGGAUGUCAAAGUGGCCAGAACACUGCCUGUUGCACAGGCGUACCAGGACAACCUGUACAGACAGCUGUCUCGGGACUCUCGGCAGGGCCAGACUUCGCCCAUCAAACCAAAGAGACCAUUUGUGGAAUCCAAUGUGUAG